CGCAUCACACACACAGAUAUCCUCACCCCGGUUUUAAGUGAUUGUGCGCGCAAGAAGACUAGUCACGGGUUUAUCUUGAAAGACUCGUCUCUCCUACUAGUUAAUAUAUACAUCACAUUUCACAGUAAUAGACAGAACAUACAGACACAUAUUCUCUCUCUCAUAAACCCCAAAACCAACCAACACAACAAAAAAAAAACCAUUCUCCUCAAAAACCACAUCAUUUCUCUCUCAAACUUACCCAUCAAAACCCCCUUCAAAUCUCUACCUUCUAUCCUCAAACUCAUUAGAGCACCUUCUACUCUCUUCUUCUCUCUCUAGCUCUGUCUGUUUCUUUCUGAGUUUUUCUGUCUGUCUUUCUCACUCUGAAACCUUCCAUCUUCUUUUUCUUUUUCUUCUACUUCUACUGCUUCUUCUAAGUUUUCUACACAUACAGAAAUCACCUUUCUUUUGAACCUUCUCUUCUUCUUCUUUAUAUUUUCAAGAAAAAAUAUGGCUCUUAUGUUGGACAGUAACAAUAAUAACAACAUGAUGAAUAACUCGUCAUCAUGUGAAGGUGGAAGUAUAUUGUUAGCAUUAGACUCAAACAAGUCAGUACCAGCUCCAUUUCUUACUAAAACUUACCAGCUUGUUGAUGAUCCAAAUACUGAUCAUGUUGUUUCCUGGGGUGAAGAUGAUUCUACUUUUGUUGUUUGGCGUCCACCUGAAUUUGCUCGUGAUCUUCUUCCUAACUACUUCAAACACAACAACUUCUCAAGCUUUGUUAGGCAGCUGAAUACCUAUGGUUUUAGAAAGAUAGUACCAGACAGAUGGGAGUUUGCAAAUGAGUUCUUUAGAAAAGGGGAGAAACAUUUAUUAUGUGAGAUUCACAGAAGAAAAACUUCACAACCUCAACAAGUUUCUAUUAAUGGUGGUGGGUCUGGUUUCUAUAACCCAUUCACUAAUAGACUGAGUAUAUCUCCGUCUGAUGAUAAUUCAGAUGACCAAGUAAGUUGGUGUGACUCAGCUGAUCCCUUAUUAUUAUCAUCUCCUCAAAGUCAUUAUCAGUAUCAUGUUGCUGGAGGUGGAGGAGGAUUCAAUAUGAAUGGAGGUGGUUGUAAUGGCAACACGAGUUCGAUAAUGGCAUUAUCAGAAGAUAAUGAAAGACUAAGGAGAAGUAAUUCAAUGCUAGUAUCAGAGUUGGCUCAUAUGAAGAAACUCUACAAUGAUAUCAUCUAUUUUGUUCAGAACCAUGUGAAGCCUGCAGCUCAUCCUACUAGCAACACAUACUCGUCACAAUCUCCAUUUGUUAUCACUAAUAACAACACUAGUAACCCUACUUCAACAUCACUGGCUGUUCAAAAUAAACCUCAGAAUUACCAAAACCAAAACCUAGGGUUUAAUUCACAACAACCCAUACCACCAAAACAAUCUCAUUAUCAUCAUCAACAACAACAACAGCACCAUUUUAAGGUUCCAUUAAGCCCUAACGCCACUACAAACAACACAACAAGUAGUACUUCUCUACCUAUGCUUGAAGAACACAACAACAACAAUGGUAGUAGUAAAACAAAGCUGUUUGGUGUGUCACUAUACUCAUCAAAGAAGAGAUUACAUCCAGAACCUCCAUCAGAUAUGGAUAUUAACAAGUCAAGGUCAAUGCUGAGUAAGAAUGAUUUAGGCUUAAAUCUCAUGCCUUCUUCAUACUAGAAGAUGUUUGUUGUUCUCUACUAUUAAUUUUGCCUUAUUUCAUUUUGGUUCUUGUUAGAACUUAUUAGAAUAAUGUCUUUUAACUCUUUUAGUUCUUCUUAUUUAGCUAGUAGUCAUAGAGAAAAAAGUAGCUAGGUUUUUUGAAUGAUGAUGAUGCAUGUAUGGUUGUUUGUGUGCAUUGAUGUUAGUGUAUAUAUAUUCAAGUUAAAUUUGAUCUGAUCACCUUUUUUUUCUUC
This is a messenger RNA of Papaver somniferum (opium poppy), 1925 nucleotides long. Its product is annotated as heat stress transcription factor B-4-like. Gene Ontology annotation, biological process: regulation of transcription by RNA polymerase II. The record is from RefSeq and is a predicted model, not a curated record. The transcript has 2 exons. The coding region runs from base 493 to 1689 and encodes 398 amino acids. Gene Ontology annotation, molecular function: DNA-binding transcription factor activity; RNA polymerase II cis-regulatory region sequence-specific DNA binding. Gene Ontology annotation, cellular component: nucleus. Lineage: Eukaryota; Viridiplantae; Streptophyta; Magnoliopsida; Ranunculales; Papaveraceae.